Messenger RNA from Leucoraja erinaceus (little skate), 3438 nucleotides. RefSeq names its product forkhead box protein L1-like. Lineage: Eukaryota; Metazoa; Chordata; Chondrichthyes; Rajiformes; Rajidae. Gene Ontology annotation, biological process: regulation of transcription by RNA polymerase II; anatomical structure morphogenesis; cell differentiation. The transcript has a single exon. Bases 1331 to 2782 code for a protein of 483 amino acids. Gene Ontology annotation, molecular function: DNA-binding transcription factor activity, RNA polymerase II-specific; RNA polymerase II cis-regulatory region sequence-specific DNA binding. The record is from RefSeq and is a predicted model, not a curated record.
AGCCAUUUAGAUUUGUCUAAUUGUUUCAAGCGCAUUCGGGUCCCUUGAGGUUUUAUUCCUGCCUUCCACUUGUACUGCAGCUCACAUCACAAGGAUAUCUUGGGUGGUGGAGCAGGGAGAGUAUGAAAUUGACCUGUAACUGACAAGCAGGUCAUUGUUGAAGCAUUGUUCCGUUUUUGGUAUUUGUUACAAUGUUGCCGUGUUUCAAAACGCGUUUUCGUCUUUGUUUACAGCCGCUUAUCAAUCGUUGCUUACAAGUGAUGGAAAAAAAAGGUAAUUCCCAAUCAAAGAUAUCGCAGCAUUCUUCGCAUUUCCAUUUAGAUCCACUCAAUGAACAGAGAAUCCAACAUUUAUGUAAUCAUUAGACAGCUGUGAUUACUUACAAAGUUGUUAUAAUCCCCAUCCCUGUUGUAAACAGGAAAAGCAUGUAAUAUAAAGCAAGAGGCAUAUAUUAACAAUGAAACCGGUCCAUGAAAGAGAAACUUUUUAUUUAGUAUUCUUUGCCAAGUUCCCCUUUUAUGGAAUCUUGACGCUUGGAACUUUUCUCCUUUGCAAGUGCUCUUCCUGACAGCCUCCGGCCCAUCUUGUACUCCGCAGAUGGUUAUACAAAAUGACCAGCUGUGUGCAACAACAACGGUCACUGGGAGAAUAUAGCACUUUCCGAUUAAAGUUCCCGUGAUUGCGGGAUAGGUGUCAAAUAAAGGAUCAAUGUAACAUUUGCACACGUUAAAUUGCUUGUGUCGACAUUGCAGUCUAGGUAUGAACAUAGGUAGUGGCUCCGUGUGCGAGUGUGUGUGUGUGUGCGCGCGUUCGGAACAUCAGCGGUGGACGUGAUAUUUCAAACAUCAGGUCAGUGCGUUUAUGUAUUGGGUGCCCGGAAAUUUUUCCAAAUAAACACAGCUUGAUUCAACUUGGGUGGGCAGACUUAUCAACAGACUAAUUCUAUAAACAAAUGAACGAACAACCAAGUAAGCGAUUGGUUGGUACCUCGCAGACACGUGGAGAGAGCCUAGGUUUUUUUUUGCAGUGAAAUUUAAUUAAUGUGGGUGGGCUGGGAAUAAAACGACUGUUUAUCAUAGACAAUUUAUUUUCCAGUGCAAAGUCAACAUAAAAUAGCAACUUACAACAAUUAUUUAACAUUUUAAGCCGUGACGAAGGGACAAAGUGGGAACAAUCUUAAGAGAGCAGUGCUCACAUUUGCUGAACUGUAGCGCACAGGGUCCACAUCGGACUCCUGCAAGACCACGUUUUUUAUUCUGUAGUAAACUGUGAAUCCUUCUGAACGUUUGAAAGAAAAGAAGAGGUUGGAAAGGUUUGCUCAGGAAUCGCUAUGAACCAUAUCUAUAGCAACCAGUUGCAGCAACUCAAAGGGUCAGGACCUGCUCUGUGCUUGAAUCGUGGUUCUUCAGUCUACCUGUACGGAGGUGACAAUGGGAUAUUCUCUUUGGAGUUCGGGGGCAACAAUGUGAUGAGCAGACAAGAGCCUCCUCAGAAGCCACCUUACAGUUACAUUGCUCUGAUUGCCAUGGCUAUCAAGAGUGUCCCAGACCAGAGAGUAACGUUGAAUGGCAUCUAUCAGUUCAUCAUGGAGCGCUUCCCAUUUUACCAUGACAACAAGCAAGGGUGGCAAAACUCCAUCAGGCACAACCUGUCACUAAACGACUGUUUUAUCAAAGUCCCUCGGGAGAAGGGCAAGCCCGGUAAAGGGAGUUACUGGACCCUGGAUCCGAGGUGCACGGACAUGUUUGAAAAUGGGAACUACAGACGGAGGAAAAGAAAGGCCAAGACUCAGGGGACCCAGGAUCAGAAAGAGACAAAGAGAAGCAGAAUCGAAAUCGUCGAGAAGUGUACAGUGGCUGGCGAUUGCCCCAAAACCGCAUCCGAUCGCGACAUCAAAGGCUGGCCCGCCUCGCCUGAUUCUGAUCAUGUCAGGCCCGCAGGUGAUUCGCCAGACAAUGUUCAUGCAGGCAACGUGAAAAGCGAAAGUGUCGCAGAAAGUCAAGAAGGUUGCCAUCUAUUGUUAAUACCAUCGGAUCCCGAGCGCAAAGGUGACCAGACAUUGAAACGUGGAGGAUUAACAUUUCUUUAUCCUUUUAGUGCUGAAGCACUCGACCAGGCCGCGACCCACCAUGUCCAAUCUGGGAUUUGGACCAACCCAUCAGGGCUUCCUUGUGCCGUGCCCACCCCCCUUCCAGCAAUCACCCCCACUCAAUCUGGAUUGAGAUGUAUCCCAGGGGAAGGGAUAUCUUUCGAUAACGUUAGCCAAGGUGGCGAGAAACCAACAGAGGAUUUUACAGGAGGCUCGCCGACUUCAGCUGAAAAAUUCUCUCUGUCUCAGAUGUCACCUCGGAGAAACAACUCGCCGAAAGAUGUAGGAACCUCUGGAACCCAAAGUUUUGGACCGUCAUCACUGGUUGGAGACCAGAGUCAGAGCAGAGUGCAAGAACCUGAAUCUAGCCACAUCCCACACGCCGAAAAACCGAAGAGUUUUAGCAUAGAAAGCAUCCUAUCUAAGAAAAGCCACCACGACGACAGCGGUAAUGCAACCGAACAGGUCGAUAAAUCCCCGGGGCGUCCAAAUUCAAAGCUAAAUUUAGGGAUCCAAUCCAAUAGAUGUUUCGGCAGUUCGCUUUUAGAUACCUCGCCAAGGGUCUCCGCAGCCUUUAACACCACCUUGCCGUUUGAUACACAUCAGUUACCGGGUAAAUAUUGUCAAAUCGGGUUUCCGUUUUAUUCGUACUUUCCACUGACUUGUUCUGAAACGUGUUUUAAUUUUAAAUAGGUCACAAAUUUAUCAAACACGCACCCAAAUUCCACCUGUGGUACUAGGGCCGAUUUUAUAACCAAUGUAUAUUACGUGAUCUUAGAAUGUAGCAAAUUGUCAAUGUAUUAUUCAGACGCCUCCAACAUCUAGAUAUAUUAAUUUUACAAAACAAUUGUUGUACAGCAGUUUACAUUUCCGAGUACAUAAAUCCUCUUAAUUAUCUAUUAGGCGACUUUUUAUGAUUGGAGAGAGCCCUUGCAUUUACAACUUGCCUUUAAGUGUCACAAGCACCCUAAUGCCAUCACGUACAGAAAACUAGAUGGGAUAUCGUUUUAGCUUCUGUAUCACAGAAAACACGUAUUUCCAUUGAUGAAUAUUUAGGCGAUAGAGAUUUCAUUAGUCCAUUAGUAAACGUCACGCUUGCUUAAGACGGCAUAUCAUGAUGUCAACAACCAUUUUAUGAGACAGAUGCCAGCUGCUCGAGUUAAUGUAUAUCUGACCAGCCUUGCUCUUCUGUACGCUGUUUCUCUCUCCCUGCCACGCCAAUUCGUACAAAAACCGAUUGCCACCAAGUAUAACGUUUGGUUAUUUUAUUGGUUUUGUAACAGGAAUACGAAUAUGUAUUAAACGAUUUCGAUUAAGUUGUAUCACUUCUAUUUUUAUUAAAUGAGUUA